Molecule: messenger RNA, 1017 nt
Organism: Colletotrichum abscissum
Lineage: Eukaryota; Fungi; Ascomycota; Sordariomycetes; Glomerellales; Glomerellaceae
Product: glyceraldehyde-3-phosphate dehydrogenase
Exons: 3
Coding region: 1-1017 (338 amino acids)
Biological process (GO): glycolytic process; glucose metabolic process
Cellular component (GO): cytosol
Molecular function (GO): glyceraldehyde-3-phosphate dehydrogenase (NAD+) (phosphorylating) activity; NADP binding; NAD binding
Source: RefSeq, a predicted model, not a curated record
AUGGCUCCCAUCAAGGUCGGCAUCAACGGCUUCGGUCGUAUCGGACGUAUCGUCUUCCGCAACGCCGUCGAGCACCCCGAGGUCGAGAUCGUUGCCGUCAACGACCCUUUCAUUGAGACCAAGUACGCUGCCUACAUGCUCAAGUACGACUCCACCCACGGCAUCUUCAACGGCGACAUCCAGCAGGAUGGCAACGACCUUGUCAUCAACGGCAAGAAGGUCAAGUUCUACACUGAGCGUGACCCCGCUGCCAUCCCCUGGAAGGACACCGGCGCCGACUACGUCGUCGAGUCUACUGGUGUCUUCACCACCAUCGACAAGGCGAAGGCCCAUCUUCAGGGCGGUGCCAAGAAGGUCGUCAUCUCUGCUCCCUCUGCUGAUGCCCCCAUGUACGUGAUGGGUGUCAACGAGAAGACCUACGACGGCAGCGCCGACGUUAUCUCCAACGCUUCUUGCACCACCAACUGCUUGGCUCCCCUCGCCAAGGUCAUCAACGACAAGUUCACCAUCAUUGAGGGUCUCAUGACCACUGUCCACUCCUACACUGCCACCCAGAAGACCGUUGACGGUCCCUCCGCCAAGGACUGGCGUGGUGGCCGCACCGCUGCUCAGAACAUCAUUCCCAGCAGCACUGGUGCCGCCAAGGCUGUCGGCAAGGUCAUUCCUGAGCUCAACGGCAAGCUCACUGGCAUGUCCAUGCGUGUGCCCACCGCCAACGUCUCCGUCGUUGACCUGACUGCCCGCAUCGAGAAGGGCGCCAGCUACGACCAGAUCAAGGCCGCCAUCAAGGAGGCUGCUGAGGGUCCCCUCAAGGGCGUCUUGGCCUACACUGAGGACGACGUCGUCUCCACCGACAUGAUCGGCAACCCCAACUCCUCCAUCUUCGAUGCCAAGGCCGGUAUCUCCCUCAACGACAACUUCGUCAAGCUCGUCUCCUGGUACGACAACGAGUGGGGAUACUCUCGCCGUGUCCUCGACCUCUUGGCCCACGUUGCCAAGGUUGACGCCUCCAAAUAA